CUGCUGCUGAAUGUAACCCAACCUGUGUUCCAGGCUCCACCUGUUCACCUGCAUCACCUGAUGCACACCAGGAAACAGUCAGUCGCCGUUGGUGAGAGAGGACACAGACUGAAGAUCAGACUCUGUCUCUGACUGAGUCCAGCUGUAGAAGACACUUGUCCACACACUGAAGGCUCCGCCCCUUCACCUGACUCACCUGAUACACACUAGGAAACAGUAAGUCACUGUCGGUGACUGAAGGUCAGACAAGACGCUGCUUCGUCCACACACUGAAGACAAAAUGGCCUCCAGAUCAGAGGAGGACCUCUACUGUCCCGUCUGUAAGGAGGUCUUCAGAGAUCCUGUGGUUCUGUCCUGUAGCCACAGCUUCUGUAAAGACUGUGUGAAGACAUGGUGGAGAGACAGACCAACACCAGACUGUCCUGUUUGUCAGAGAAGGUCUUCAAAAGAACAACCACCGUGUAACCUGGCUUUAAAGAACUUGUGUGAGACCUUUUUACAGGAGCAAGGUCAGAGGUCUUCAGAGGUUCUCUGCAGUCAGCACUCUAAGAAACUCAGACUCUUCUGUCUGGACCAUCAGCAGCCAGUGUGUCUCGUCUGCAGAGAUUCAGAAAAACACAUCGGCCACAAGUUCAGACCCAUCGAUGAAGCUGCACAACAACACAAGAAGCUACUUCAGGAGACUCUGGAGACCUUCAAGAAGAACUUAGAGAGUCUGGAAGAAGUUCAGGUGAAGCUUGAUCAAACAGCAGAACACAUUAAAGUCCAGGCCCAACGCACAGGGACACGGAUGAAGGAGCAGUUUAAGAAGCUUCAUCAGUUUCUACAAGAGGAAGAGGAGACCAGGAUGGCUGCACUGAGGGAGGAAGAGCAGCAGAAGAGUCACAUGUUGAAGGAGAAGAUGGAGGCUCUGAGCAGAGAGAUAGAAGCUCUAUCAGAUACAGUCAGAGCCACAGAGGACCAGCUGAGAGCUGAAGACGUCUCCUUCCUCCUCAACUACAGAGAGCAGCAGCGGCCCCUGCUGGGGCCUCCACAGCUGCACUCAGGAGCUCUGAUAGACGAGGCCAAACACCUGGGCAACCUGGACUUCAACAUCUGGAACAAGAUGAAGGACGUGGUCUCCUACAGUCCUGUGGUUCUGGACCCAAACACUGCUCAUCCACUCCUCAUCCUGUCUGAAGAUCUGACCAGUGUGAGUCUAGGAGACAGACAGAAGGUUCCUGAUAAUCCAGAGAGGUUUGAUUAUUACUGGAGUGUCCUGAGCUCUGAGGGUUUGCACUCAGGAACUCACAGCUGGGACGUCCAGGUUGGAGACAAUAAACGUUGGACAGUGGGAGUUUUAGAGUCUGUCCAGAGCAAAGGAGACAUACUGUCUGGAUUAUGGGGGAUAGUGUUCUAUAGAGAUACAUACUACGAACGGUCACCAGGUAAAAACUCUGUCCUCCAACUGAAGAAGACGAUCCAGAAGAUCAGAUUGAGUCUGGACUGGGACAGAAGACGACUGUCCUUCUCCGAUCCUGAUACUAACACACACAUACACACACACACACACACUUUCACACACUCCAUGUUUCCAUACAUUGACAUUGGUGACGAUCAUCACCCAGUGAAGAUGUUACCAGUGAAGGUUUGAGUGACAAAGGGGUUGAUUUGUUAAAGGGACAGUUCAGAGAACUGGACCUCUUAAACUUCACCUCUUUUGACACUUUUCACUCGUUCUUCUCUCCUUUUAGAGUUUGUUGUGUUUUUACAUGUAUGAAAAUGAUUUCACUGACAUUUUUCUUCACUUUUGGUUUAGUAGAUGUUUCAUAAAGGUUUCAUAAAGGUUGAAAUGAGACACCGUCUCAUUUCAACCUUUAUCAGAGAAUACAUAAUACAAUAAGCGUGCGUUUGAUUAGAUAAUAAGUGGUUUUGAUGGUGGACUUUACAAACACCAUUCAUGUUUGAUGACCAUGUAGAAUUUAUACAUAUGUGAAAUGAUGAUACACAUGUUUGUCUCUUUGAUUCUGUCUUUUUGACUGUUGAAGUCUGAACAUGUAAUACAGAGACUGUGA
This is a messenger RNA of Solea senegalensis (Senegalese sole), 2054 nucleotides long. Its product is annotated as E3 ubiquitin-protein ligase TRIM35-like. NCBI's taxonomy places the organism in Eukaryota, Metazoa, Chordata, Actinopteri, Pleuronectiformes, Soleidae. Gene Ontology annotation, molecular function: zinc ion binding. The record is from RefSeq and is a predicted model, not a curated record. The coding region runs from base 281 to 1633 and encodes 450 amino acids. The transcript has 3 exons.